Molecule: messenger RNA, 1035 nt
Organism: Fomitopsis serialis
Lineage: Eukaryota; Fungi; Basidiomycota; Agaricomycetes; Polyporales; Fomitopsidaceae
Exons: 2
Coding region: 1-1035 (344 amino acids)
Source: RefSeq, a predicted model, not a curated record
AUGAGUCCAGACAGAGUCCAUCAAAAGAAUGCUUUCGCGGUGACUGGUCUAGCAUAUGCUGCUGUGGACAGUACGGAUACGGCUACACCCUAUGCCACUGUCAACCCAAAUGCCAUCCCACCACUGGCACAUGCUGUCAUCCCAGCGGAAAACACGUCCAUCACCAGCUCGUUUCUGCAGCGCCAGCCUACCCCUGUUGGCGAGGCAGUUAACAUCCUCGGCCUCAUCAACAGAUUUCGAAACCCACCAUCGACACCUCCCCAUACACCGCCUCGGGACGCCGAGCGUACAGCAGCUACGACCAUUAUCACUCCAUCCUCCCUUCGUGUUCACCCAGAUGAGUUCACACCACGCAAACGUGAUGCUGCAAUUGCACAUCACCUCAAUGACAGGGCCAAGAACAUACCACUUCGAAGUACUGUCACGGUCGAAACACCCGUAAUCCCUCCCCUUCUUGACAGUGGUCCUCCUCUUCCUCCACCAGACUUCUAUAUCCUAUCUUUGCCAGCCCCUCCAGACUGCAUGUCGCGGGAUGAACUUGAGGGCGAAGUUGCAGCAUUGCGGGCAAUCUCGACGGUGUCGCAGGCGACUGUUACGGAGCAGUCGCAUGUGAUAGUUGGCCAACGCGCACAGCUGAUCCUGCAGAACGAGCACCAAAUAGGCACACAGGCGCGACUCAAUCAGAAGAAGAAGAAAAAGGAUAACUCUCAUGUUGCAACAUACCUGAAGAAGGAGCAGGCGCGAGGGCGCACGGGCCGGGUGUAUACUGAGGAGGGCUUUCGUGCAGCCCAAGCAGCUGAUCUGGCACAGUCGGAGAAGGCUGCGCUGGAGAAACUGAAGGGCUCAGCCUCUCGUGUGGCACGAAGUCGACGAGCAAAAUGGAGGCGUGAGAAGAAGGAGGCGCGAAAGGCAAUGAACACAAGGAAGAAGAAGGAAUAUGAGGAGGCAUGCAGGGACUGCGAUGCCGACAGAACGAAGCGACCGCGUGCACCACGUGCUGUCCCCAGAGAUCUAACCCCCGAGCAUCUCACGUGA